Messenger RNA from Dentiscutata heterogama, 224 nucleotides. The record is from the annotation of a GenBank genome assembly. Lineage: Eukaryota; Fungi; Glomeromycota; Glomeromycetes; Diversisporales; Gigasporaceae.
GCCAUCCUUCAAGCAAUAGAAUCAGACUUAAAACAAUCGAAACUGAGCCUUCAAGAUAUGAUCUUCCAGUUUAUCUAUUAUUCCGCCCCAUGUAAAUCCUCGGAAAUUAACAAAGAUAAACCUUCGCAUCUCACUUUAGAAAGAAGAUGUUAUAACCCUAACUACAAAUACUUAACGUUAGAAGUCGAUUGUGUAUUUAUACAACGAUAUCUAGACAUUCUGAU